Messenger RNA from Lolium rigidum, 2484 nucleotides. RefSeq lists its product as uncharacterized. The transcript has 3 exons. The record is from RefSeq and is a predicted model, not a curated record. The coding region runs from base 1 to 2484 and encodes 827 amino acids. NCBI's taxonomy places the organism in Eukaryota, Viridiplantae, Streptophyta, Magnoliopsida, Poales, Poaceae.
AUGCUGGCGGCGGAGGCAGAGGCGGCGGAGCCGAUGCUGUCGGAGGAGUCGGAGGGAGAGUCGCCGUCGGAUGGGGAGGAGCCGGAGCCGGAUGGGGAGGAGAAGCGGCGGAGGUGCCGUCUGUGCGAUUGCCUGUGCUACUGGAUCAACUUUCCCUCUGGUGCUGACCGCCGCGUCGCCCCCGGGAUCGACUACGUCCGCCUCCCCGACGCCGACCACCACCCUCCCGCCUGGUCGCUGCUGGUCGGAGUUGCCGACGGCGCCUCCUCCUCCCUACGGGUGAGCCGCCUCCGCGUGGCGCGAUCCGGCCGUAUCCUCGGCCGGAGCGACGACGCGCUCGAGAUCUUCCACGACAUCGCCCUCGCCAAGCCGCCGGAGUACACCUUCCAAGCUGGCGUCGCCCCCCUCGGCCGCUCGCUCUGCGUCGUGCAUCACCAGUAUCUUGAGCAAACCCAGGCCCUGCAGCUAACUCUGCAGCCGCCCAAGCCGCAGGAGAUGCCUCUACCGGAGAUUGAAGGGACGUCCACCCCUGACCUUUGCACGCCCAUCUCCAUGGACGACGGCCACAUCUGGGCUCUGUCCGCCACCCUGCAACGUGAUGUCAGGUCGUUAAUCGUGGCCAUGCGACGCCUUGUCGGGAGGCGGUGGGAGCUUGUCGGGAGCCCCUUCACCUGCCCACCCUUUCACUACCCCUUGCCCCCCUGGGGUGGCAGCUACGUCCAGGGCUACGCCAUGAUCCCCGACGCCAAACUCAUCCUCGUCUCCUUCCUACAAUACGGCCUCUUCUUCACCUUCGCCACCGACUCCGGCAGCUGGACUAGGGUGCUCACCGACACCGACAAAACAAGGUCGCAACGCUACCUCCCUAUCCUUAACCGCGCCAUAUAUGUCCAACACCACAAAGCCGUCUACUUUCUCAUGGACAACGCCAUCUAUGCCUACAAGCUCACCUACCAAAAGGAUGAUCAGGGGGGGAUGCAGCAGCUCAAGCUGGAUCUGCCCGUCCUCAUCGACUUUGUCUGCCCUUUCAAAUCCGACCAUGGCUAUGGCUUACUCACCCGCCUUUCCAGCCACCUCAUGUGCGCUGUCUGGAUCAGUCUGGCGUCGUACGACAAAUGCCCGUGCGACAACCUGCAUGCCAUCGUCACCACCUUCUACCUCCAUGACGCCCAGGACCCGGCUCAGGGAGGAAUCAAGGUGCUGCACUCCACUUACCGCAGGCUAGACAUGGCACCCAAUCCGGCAGCAAACCAACAAUUCUGCUUUCUACAGGAGUACGAGGACCAGGGCUCUGUGGCGCUGCAGCAACGUGGAGAAGAGGAAGAGGGUCUAACCUGUUCCCAGCACGUCGAGCAUCCAUCCAAGAUGCUUAGUUGUUGCAGAUCCAUGAUGAAAAUGCGCUCAACUCCUCCCUCAGGACCGAGUCGCACCCUGCCGGUUGAUCCUGCUUCAAGACAACAAGUCUGUUCUUCAAGCCAUGCUGUGCCUGUGAAGCCGGCUACAACAACUAUCAAGAAAGAUCUGAUUAUCAUUUGCCAAGCUGGCUCACGAUCAGUCAUCUAUCAGACAGGCGCCAUGGAUGACGAUGUCAAGCCCCUUGAACCGUGCUAUGCUGCAGAUGUGGGUGAUCAUGAUUGGCACUUUUUCCAGAGUGGCUCAAAAAUACACGCAGUCUCGUCCAUAAGAGCAGGCAUGCUUGAGUUUAGUCUCAACAAGGACAGGCAGACUUUCGAGCGACCUGUAUGGCGUCCUAGUACUGGUCCUUUCGUUAUGGUUAUCAGAGUUGGCCAAGAGACCAUUGCUCUUACUGAUACUCUGCAAGUUUACCAUCAGACACAGUUCAAUUAUGGAUCCACCACCUCAACCUCAUGGUUGCGUUACAUGGCAGAUGAAUCGGAUGUCGUCGGCAGGAGGGUAGUUAUCUCUGGAUAUGUGGCAAUGAACGAUGAAUCGUUCAUGGUUUGCGAUGCUGUCACAUGCUCAUGUCUUCUGUUUGACUUGGCUGCCAAACGAUGGCUUGUUGUCGUGCCUUUGGCUGCUUUCAAAGAAAACCCGCCACCGCCUGUCUGUAUAAAGGACCUCCUAAUAAAUGGUAAAUGUGUAUUUGUCGAUGGCUUUAUCUACACCUGCAGAAAUGGAGGGCUUGCUGCUUUUGAACUGCUUGUUGUAGACUGCUCUCUUUACCUCAGCAAGCCGAUCAUUUUGCCGCUCCCACGGCGCGAACAUUGUGUGGGUGAGGACAUGUGUUUGGAUUAUGCUGGCAAAGAUAUGGACUCCGGUGCUAAUUUGUUCUACGUGGUGCAAGGUGUAUAUUCUCCGCCCAAGCAUGGUGUACGGAUCACCACGGUCAAGGUUAAGACUCAAAGAACAGCCAACAACAAAAUGAAGCCGGCCGGAAUCGAUCAUAUGGACAGUGUCACGCGUUUCAUACAUAACAUCGAAGCUAUGGAUACAAGAUGCUGCUUUGCGGUCUCUUGUGCGUGA